CUUGAGGAAGUUUGGGAAGUCUGGCCAGUGGACACGUCAGGGCUGUACUCCCUGGGCUGGCUUUGUCUGCUUUCCAGGCUGCCUCUCCAGAUGCACUGUGGCCUUUGCAGGCCCUCCAUCCUGUGAGGUCCAAGGCCCCAGUGCCUGCCAGGUGGGAGAGAAGGGGAUCAGUUCUGAGAAGAUGAAAGAGGAGAGCAUGUGCCCAGACUCCCCCGAAGGCAGCCUGGUCACUAGUGAGGAGGAGGGCGAACGGCUUCACAAGAAAUGUCUCCGCAAGCGUGGCCAGCUGGGCAAACCCGUGGAGGAUUGUGGCUCGCCUUCUCCGCAGGGCAAGCGCAGCAAGCGCAGCCCCGUUCCCCAGUCCUUCGAGGACGUGCACACUCAGCGGGUGAUCGCCAAUGUACGGGAGAGGCAGCGCACCCAGUCACUCAACGAUGCCUUUGCCGAGUUGCGGAAGAUCAUCCCCACGCUGCCCUCCGACAAACUCAGCAAGAUUCAGACCCUCAAGCUGGCCGCCCGCUACAUAGACUUCUUGUACCAGGUGCUGCAGAGCGAUGAGCUGGACCACAAGAUCACCAGCUGCAACUACCUGGCCCACGAGAGGCUCAGCUACGCCUUCUCUGUCUGGAGGAUGGAAGGGGCUUGGUCCAUGUCAGCAUCUCACUGAGCCUGCAGGAUCCAGCCAACAGGUGCUCCUGGGAUGAGGGGUGAACAAGCGUCAUGCUUCUGCCUCAAACAAAAGAAAACAUCAACUAAGCCAGAAAAAGCACCCCAAAGCCAACAACGCUAUUCUUCUCCUGAGCAGCCUCCCAGCGAGGGGAGGAGAGCAGGCACCCCCUUUGGUACCACGAUGACUUCUCAGCACAGGAACCACUCUCAAUUCCUCUGUCCUUUGACAAAGACCCUGGAGAAAACGGGGUCUCUAGAAGAGGUAGAAAUCCAAGCCAGGCCCGGACCAUUUGGCUUGUAACAAGCUUGCCGGAUAGUGUGUAUAAAACUCUUUUGGAAGAUAAUUUAUUUUUGAAUAGCGGAAAACAAAUUCUCUGUUGGUACUAGCUUUCUGCUUUGCAAGUGCCCUGGGUACCCACCAGAAAGGCUCCAAAGGGUCCAUUCACUCCCAUUUGUGCCCAGUGCUUGGCCUGCUGAUGGGAUCAGCCCUGACAUGUCUCCUCCACACAUCCUGCAGCAGGACUGGAUAAUGCAAGAAUAGAAUCUCCUGGAAGUUAUCUGUGUCCCAUUUAAUCUGCCCUCCCACAGCAGCCAGGAUUCCCUUGGGAGUCUCUCCCAUUUGCCGUCAACAACGGCCCAGAUAAGAGGGCUCAAUUUGUGCCACCCUGCAGCCCCCAUUUUUCUCACCUCCCAUGUUGUCAGAUACUAGAAGCCAUAGAAAGAAGUCAGACUGAUUUCCUGGGUUUCGGUGAGCUGUGCUGGAAUUGCCAAUGAGGAGUUUAUGUUCCCAACUUCCACAGUAGCUGAAGCCCGCUGGCUGCUUCCUCUAGACUAGAGGACUAUGCUAGGGUUACCAUACGUCCUCUUUUUCCCGGACAUGUCCGGCUUUUCGGCAGUCAAACCCCCGUCCGGGGGGAAUUGCCAAAAAGCGGAACAUGUCCGGGAAAAUGGCGGCUCUGUUUAAGAGCCCGGCUGCCUGAACGCUACCGGCUUCGGGCAGCCCCGUGCCUGGAGACCCUGCGCCGCCGGAGCCCGGGAGGGGAAGUGCCCAGCUGGGGGCGCAGGGUCUGGAGGCACGGGGCUGCCCGAAGCCGG
This is a messenger RNA of Malaclemys terrapin pileata, 1764 nucleotides long. Its product is annotated as twist-related protein 2-like. Gene Ontology annotation, biological process: regulation of transcription by RNA polymerase II; developmental process. The record is from RefSeq and is a predicted model, not a curated record. Bases 182 to 667 code for a protein of 161 amino acids. Gene Ontology annotation, molecular function: RNA polymerase II transcription regulatory region sequence-specific DNA binding; protein dimerization activity; DNA-binding transcription factor activity, RNA polymerase II-specific. The transcript has 2 exons. Lineage: Eukaryota; Metazoa; Chordata; Testudines; Emydidae.